Molecule: messenger RNA, 876 nt
Organism: Marasmius oreades (fairy-ring Marasmius)
Lineage: Eukaryota; Fungi; Basidiomycota; Agaricomycetes; Agaricales; Marasmiaceae
Exons: 1
Coding region: 1-876 (291 amino acids)
Source: RefSeq, a predicted model, not a curated record
AUGUUGAAAGUAUCUCUCUUCGUCAUUCUAGCUGCUCUGUUGCCGUUGGCUUUGGCAGCUCCAGCUCAGUCUGAGGAAAUGGUCUUGACUCCAGGCGGAUUACGCCCCAAGUCUAGCGUCAUCCAGAUCCCGGAAGGCGGUUCAAUCAACCUCACUGACACCGAAGUCCACCUACUCGACGCUUCAAAGAGGGUUAUUCACGUUUCCCCGAGAAGCGAUGCAAAGGUCCGAGCAUCUCCUGUCACGAAUGCGACAGUUCCCGAGCAAUCAGGAUGGAUUUCGUUUGCAUAUUGGCGUCGCAUUAAUUUCCCUAUCCAAAACUUCUUCACCACAUGGGUCGUCCCACCUACCCCUGCAACCAAUCACGGGCAGACCAUAUUCCUCUUCAACGGUCUUGAACCCGAUACUGGUGAUUCCAUCUUACAACCUGUUCUGCAAUGGGGCCCUUCAGUAGGAGGCGGUGGCCCGUUCUGGCAGUUCGCGACUUGGUACGUUGCCGGGGCCACGUCCUUCUUCACCCCGCUGCUGGAUGUGUCCGUUGGACAAAGCUUGCAAGGCAUUAUCCAGUUUACGAGGAAGAACGCUGACGGCACGUUCAACUAUGUCAGCGAGUUUGCAGGCAGUAGUGGCGUUGCCCUCAGCAACUCUCCCGAGCUCACUUGGGCCUAUGAGACUUUGGAAGCAUACAGUGUUACCACGGCCUCGGAUUAUCCUACCGGUUGUACCCCCUUUUUUGGCAUCAGUAUAUCCACAGUGGACGGUGCUACGGCACCUGUGUCGUGGGGUAUCACUAACGAUGAUUUUGAUGGAGUCCAUACCUAUAUCAAUGUUAACGGCGGAAGCAAUGGGCAAGUCACUACAUGCUACCCUUUAUAA